Messenger RNA from Diplodia corticola, 504 nucleotides. Its product is annotated as cupin-type. NCBI's taxonomy places the organism in Eukaryota, Fungi, Ascomycota, Dothideomycetes, Botryosphaeriales, Botryosphaeriaceae. The record is from RefSeq and is a predicted model, not a curated record. Bases 1 to 504 code for a protein of 167 amino acids. The transcript has a single exon.
AUGACGAGCGAGGCAGACUUCAACACACCCAUCCGCCGUGUCGUCACCGGCCACAACGAGGACGCGGUGGCAGUCGUAACCCGUGACGACCUGAUCGCCGGCAAGAAGGCGCCCCACGGCCCGGUCAUCGUCCCCGUAUGGUCGACCGCAGAGCUCCCACCCGACGUCAACUCCAAGGAGGACAAAGGGCUGGCCCAGACGGGCAUCGCCAACGACGGCGCAAUCUUCAGGAUCGUCGGCCUGCCUCCGCGCUCCAAGAGCGUGUUCCACCGCACCCUCACCGUCGACUACAUGUUCGUCAUCGAGGGGACGGUGACCAUGACGCUGGACGACGGGUCGAGGACCGCGCUGAAGAAGAACGACGUCGUGGUCCAGCAGGCCACGAUGCACCGAUGGGACAACGACACGGAUGAGUGGGCUCGUGCCCUGUUCAUCCUGAUCAAAUCACAGCCCCCGAAAGUUGGUGAUAAGGUGCUCGAGGCCGAUAUUCCCAUGAAGGUCUGA